This is a messenger RNA of Capsicum annuum, 1929 nucleotides long. RefSeq lists its product as uncharacterized. The transcript has 7 exons. NCBI's taxonomy places the organism in Eukaryota, Viridiplantae, Streptophyta, Magnoliopsida, Solanales, Solanaceae. Bases 1 to 1929 code for a protein of 642 amino acids. The record is from RefSeq and is a predicted model, not a curated record.
AUGGGAAGCAUACCUGUUCUCAUUAAACAUACUGGUAGUAUGAACAACAUUGAACAACAAUAUGAAGAUUACAUCAGUGAUGCAAUACUGUUGAGCAUAAAUACUUCAUACAACCAACUGCGCGAAGUACUAGCUUUGCACAUGGAUGUCGAUCUGACAUGCAAAAGCAUUCAAAUUGAAUAUCAGUUAACAGAUAUUGAAGAAAAGAAUAGUUUUAAUGAAUUCGUUAGUUCAUCAAUAUGUAACGCUGCGAGUAUGAAUCUAUCUAUCACUGUGGAUAAUGUUGUGAAUACAAGUACUGAAAGAGCAUUGAUAGUUACUAAUUCAGAUGAAUGUUUGGAUGUAUUGGAUAUUGACGCAACUAAAGUAAUUAUCUCGGACCCACAUCACAAACAUAUUGAGGUUGAACAAGUUUAUAUCUUGAAAAGGGUGUUAAAAUCUGUGAUGGAGGAUUACACGAUUCGAGAGAAGUUUCAAUCACGAUCUGUUAGAUCAAGUAAAACCUGUUACACAUCAAUAUACAAAUCACGUAAUUAUGAUUUUUUAUUCCGUGCAUCUGAUAUCAACAAAUCAGGAAUAUUUUGUGUUAGAGAAUUCUUAUCCGAACACACAUGUCCGAUAAAGGAUAAGAUUUACCCUAAGUUUCAUGCUACUAGUAAGUUGAUUGGAGGUAUCGUGAAACAAAAGUUUAAAAACCACAAAAUAAAGUACAGUGCAAUUGAAAUCAGAAGUGACAUGAAGGAAGACAUUAGUAUGGAUUUGACGUAUAUUAUGUGUUGGCGAGCUAAGGAACAAGCACUUGAAGAUUUGAGAGUAAAACCUUUGGCAUCAUACGGAAAACUACCUACAUACAUUCAUGUUUUGAACACUACUUAUCUAGGUUCACAUAUACGAAUGAAAAAGCAUGAAGAUAAUGAGUUUUUACCUGUGAUAGUUGUUGAUGUAAGUUAUCUUAGAGGACUAUACAUUGGCACAUUUGUAGCUGCAUGUACCAUGGAUGGAGCUGGCCAUAUAUUUUCAUUGGCAUAUGAAAUAGUAGAUUCUGAAAAUGAUGCAUCCUGGACAUGGUUCUUUCAGAAUCUAAAGGAAGCAUACGGUGAAAGAGAACAUAUGUGUGUAGUUUUCGAUCGUAACCCAAGCAUUAUAAAAGUUGUUGCUGGAGUGUACAAUAAUGUACCAUAUUACGCUUGUAUGUGGAAUCUAUGGGGUAAUGUGAAAAAAAAUUUUAGGAAGUCAUAUGAUGCAUUGUCUGAAAUCUUCUAUACCAUGGCGAAAUCAUACUCAAAGUCUGAAUUUCAUAAUUUAAUGGAGAAAGUGGAGGUAGUUGAUGUUAGGGUGAAGAAUUACUUGGAGUUGGCAGGAUACUAUAAGUGGGCUAGGUCAUAUGCAACAUUUCAUAGGGGAUGGACCUUAACAUCAUAUAUUGCAAAGUCAAUUAAUGUUGCACUGGUAUCAGCUAGAGAACUUCCAAUAUAUGAUUUUUUAGAGGAAUUUAGAUUGAUGUUUGGUAUAUGGAACUGUGAAAACAGACAGGAGGCAUUGUACACACGCACGGAUCUUAUUGAAAAAUUUCAAGCAAUUCUCCAACAGAAUGAAGCAGAGUGUACACGUAUGAAGGUUAUACCAGCGUCAGACAAGAAUCUUGAAAAAGGACCAUAUUGCUUUAAUCUAUACAAGCCAAAAACUAUACUGAGAACAUAUGAUCUUUCUGUAUAUCCUCUACCACAUAAAGAUGAUUGGGUGAUACCUCAGAAAAUUUUAGACAAAGUAGUUUUGCCCCCAAAAUACAAGCGGCCCCCUGAAAGACCUGCAAAGAAGGAGCGCGGUAAAUCAGGAAAAGAUAUGUUUGGAAAGAAAAGCAAAAAUUAUUGUAGUUCAUGCGGACAAAAACGUCACAAUAGGCGUUCAUGUAGGAAGUACAACAAAUGA